Molecule: messenger RNA, 3490 nt
Organism: Labrus mixtus (cuckoo wrasse)
Lineage: Eukaryota; Metazoa; Chordata; Actinopteri; Labriformes; Labridae
Gene: prrg3
Product: transmembrane gamma-carboxyglutamic acid protein 3
Exons: 4
Coding region: 613-1329 (238 amino acids)
Cellular component (GO): extracellular region
Molecular function (GO): calcium ion binding
Source: RefSeq, a predicted model, not a curated record
AGCCGUAAAGUGGGCCAAAUGGAGCAAGAGGGAGAGAGACUGGAACGAGCCGAGCCGACAGACUGGAAGUAGGAAAAUAUCCUGGAGAGUUCCAAGAGAGUCUGGCAAUCGGGAGUAAAGCGGGGAAAAAGGUUUAAAACUAAAGAGAUUCCCGCUAAAAUCGGGUGUGUUUGCAGAUCUGCGGUUGAUUUUUUGGGGGGGGCUCUGCUUUUCGCGUACAAGGUGUGGCGUGCUCGAGUGUCUGCCUUUAUACUCCAUACACGGACACAGUCCCUCUGAAGGGCGAAUGUUACAGAUUCAAGCGGUUUUUAUCACUCGAACCGCAGUCGUCUACUUGUCUCUCCUGCGUUGCUGUCCUGUCAUCCUCCAUCCUCCAGGUUGUUUCGUCUCCUACGAGCGAAAGUUUACCCGCCCCUUUCCCCUUCGUCACACUGUGAUAGGGCAUUGGCGGGGAUUCCUCGCCUCCAUUUGCUUCAAGAUACGUCAAUCACAGGUGACAACGCAGCGACACAUGUGGGAGUUCCCUGGAAUCGGAGAAGGAAGGGAAAAAGGCUUUUAUGAAGAGGAAGGUGGGUCUGCACUCUCUCACAGUGCGAGUGGCUUGGCAGGAGCAUGGCUGCUGCUUUUCUCAAUGGUCCAGAUGCACACUCUGUCCUGAAGCGAUUCCCCCGAGCAAAUGGUUUCCUGGAGGAGUUGAGACAGGGGAACAUUGAGAGGGAGUGUGGCGAGGAGAGCUGCAGUUUCGAGGAGGCCAAUGAAGUGUUUGAGAACAAAGAAAGAACGAUGGAGUUUUGGAAAACUCGCAGCGUCUACACGGUGACCAGCAACAGCGAGGGGCGCUCCGAGCGUGCGGACACAGUGUACAUGGUGGUGCCGCUGCUGGGAGUGGCUCUGCUCAUCAUCAUAGGUCUGUUCCUUCUGUGGAGGUGCCAGCUUCAGAAGGCCACACGGCGACGACCUGCAUACACCCAGAACCGCUACUUAGCCAACAACCGGAGCAACCGCAGCUUGCCCCGCAUCCUGGUUCAUAGGGACCCAGCAAUGCACACUGGAGGCUCACACCACCAGUCCAGCUCACAUCCAGUUGUGGUGGCGAGCGGUGCUGAGAGAGGAGAUGGAUCUCAUUCAGACCCCCAUGGCCCCCACCACGCCCAUGCUCUCUACGUCCAGAAUUCUUCUCUGUCUGUGGCAUCGCAGCUGUCUGGUGCUACACCUCCACCUUCUUAUGAAGAAGUGACGAGACACCUUGAAAGCAGUGGUGAUGAGACCUCAGCACCAUCCUACAGUGAGCCCCCACCCAAAUAUGAAGAGAUCAUAAAGGAGAAAUGAGACAGAGAUCAACACUAUGCUGCCAUGGCAGGUCUGCAUCUGACGGAGCUGCUGGCUGCGAGUCUCUCAAAGCCAGGUUGUUAUUCCAAUUUCUUUAUGCCAUAAAAUAUUUGGGUGCGACCUUCAGUCUUAGUGUAUGUGCCACCUAGGAUGAUGUUAUAGUUCACUGAAACACCUGGUCACACUCUCCAUUUGUCUGGUCUGAGUUUUGCUUGUGACGGAUGGUCCCAGGUGCUGUAUCCUACCUCUCUGGUGAGGAUUUGACCUACAGGGUACUGAUCGAGCACUGCCCCACCAGCUGCCAUUGUUGGAAUUAUAUCACUCUCGAUGCACAGUCACUGUGACUGUUAAGUUUCCUUGUGUCUUGUCAGAUUGUGAUUCUCUGUACAUGCUCAGACUAGAGCAUUUGGAGCCAAAAUUGUGGGUAAUGGGAUAUUGUCACAGUUCAUUGGCAAGUUAGAUCAUUAACAAGUCUGGUUUUCACAGAUUAGAACUGUACCUACAAUCAGUCCAAUCUAAUUUGACUGUUCACUAACAAGCUCAAAUUCUUCCUGCCUCAUGUUUUACCUGUAAAAUAUGUGUUGAACAGAGUUUUCAGUAAGGACAUUAAAUCUUUCUUCAGGGGACUAUUUUCUUACUGUUAUAAGUUAUGUCACAGUUGUUUCUAUGUUUAAACAGAAACCUAUAAUAUACUGUAUGUUUGAACAGAUGAAGGAAUUCAGUAAACUUGCAGUGUCUGAUUCUGUACUGAAGAGCGUCUGAGUUGUCUCCUUAGCAACAAAUAUUACUCUUCCUGUAUUCUGAUACAUUUUUAUGCAACAAUUUGUACCUUUUCUGCACCAUGUUAUGAAUAUGAUCUAGUCUUUUGUAUUUUUAAAAUCUCUUUAAUCUCUUUUAUGUGAAACAUUUUUAGACACAUUCAUUUGAAUUCUUUUACAAAAGUUAUCUGGUAUCACUUAUGAAUACUUAACAUUAUCCGAACCAGUUUUACAUUGUUAUUCUUCUGUUGUUUGUAUUAUGUGCUUUAACUUUUAAAAACUUUAUUACUACAUUAGUCUGAAAUAAUAAUGGGAUUUUGAGCAAACUGUUUUCAGAACAAGGUCUGCAAAACAUGACUUAUUGCUGUGGCUUUAUGCAACAAAAAAACUUUGAAAUAAAUUCCCAAAGUUUACAAAAAUGUGCAAAAUACAAAAUACAUCUGCUAUCCAGAGCCCUGCUCCUCCCUAUUUCUAAUACCUUUCUGUACAUAAAGCUCAGUCUGGGCAAACUCAACCUGAAACGUUGAAAUUGACCAUCAAGCUGAACGAUUUACUGUUCCUCUUUUGAGAUUUGUUGUAGAACAGUAGAUCAUCUACCAAAGCAAACAUAAUUUAUUCAUUAGUUUCCAGAAUUAAGGGCUUCUGAAGUACUUCAGUGGAAUAAUAAUGAAGACAAUACUUAAGUUUACAUGAGGAGCAUAAGGUUAACCAGCAGCUGCAGCAGCUUUAGUACAAUACUGCUGCUUUUAUCUUUCACGUUUUGAUUUUAUCUUCCUUGUUGACUGACACUUUAAUGGAAUUCCAUAAAUGUGUUGGAGCUGGAUGGUGAAAAGACAUCCAAUCAUUUAAAACAAUAUUCCAUCCAUCAGUCAUGAUUUGAAAUAUAUUGUAUAUGAGUCCUUCAUUUUGUGCUUCAUGUUAUGGAAACAUAAAUAUUGUGUACACCAGGAUGCGUUGUGUCUGUGCAGUUGUGGUGCUUAACACUGCUAUGGCUGCUGCUUCCAUUUCCUUUAGAUCAUUAUAGAACUGUCUGUGCUGUACUUAUCACAGGUUUGUCAAAGUGUUGUCUAUUGUGCAGAGUGAUGUUUACAUUUGGGUCACAUAUUAUUUCACUACAUGUGAUAAGGUGAACCUAGUUUCCUGCCAGUGGCUUAUUUUUGUAUUCUUUUGUACUCGAAGUUGUUCACUGCCUUUAACUACAGCCUGUUCCACAUGGGUCUUUCUUUGACCACAUUCCACACAGAAAUAUCCACUGACUGUGGAUGAAUGUAGCCUAUAUAUCAUGUAAAUCUUUCACCAAAAUUGAUGUAUUGUAUAUUUAAAUAUAAGUGUAUUAAUCUCUUGUAUAACUUUCAUUGGUCUUUUUAAAAUUUCUAUUAAUAUUAAAUGUAGAGAUUCUUUCA